Chelonia mydas (Green sea turtle) is the source of this 1497-nucleotide messenger RNA. RefSeq names its product interleukin enhancer binding factor 2 (gene ILF2). The record is from RefSeq and is a predicted model, not a curated record. The transcript is spliced from 15 exons. The coding region runs from base 166 to 1338 and encodes 390 amino acids. NCBI's taxonomy places the organism in Eukaryota, Metazoa, Chordata, Testudines, Cheloniidae.
AAGACCAAUGGCAACGCCGGAAUCGGAGGGGGGCCUCCGGGGCUGGUCGCGCGGGAAGCGGCGCGCAGCCAAUAGCCGGGCGGCUUGUUGGAGGGUGCGCAGCGCAGGCCGGCGGCGUCUCCUCUCCACAGCGGCGGCUUCCAUUGUUCGGGUUCAGCGGGCGCCAUGAGGGGUGAUCGAGGCCGUGGCCGUGGCGGGCGUUUUGGCUCCAGGGGCGGCCCUGGCAGCGGGUUCAGGCCCUUUGUGCCACACAUCCCCUUUGACUUCUAUGUGUGUGAAAUGGCCUUCCCUCGUGUGAAACCUGCCCCAGACGAGACGGCAUUCAGUGAAGCCUUGCUGAAGAGAAACCAGGAUCUGGCUCCCAAUUCUGCUGAACAGGCUUCCAUUCUUUCUCUGGUGACUAAAAUAAACAAUGUGAUCGACAACCUGAUUGUAGCACCAGGAACUUUCGAAGUGCAAAUCGAAGAAGUCCGCCAAGUAGGGUCCUACAAGAAGGGCACCAUGACAACGGGGCACAACGUGGCCGAUCUGGUAGUGAUCCUGAAAAUCUUGCCCACAUUGGAAGCUGUUGCAGCCUUGGGAAACAAAGUGGUGGAAAGCCUGAGAGCACAGGAUCCUACUGAAGUCCUGACCAUGUUAACCAACGAGACUGGCUUUGAGAUUAGCUCUGCUGAUGCCACGGUGAAGAUCCUCAUUACCACUGUGCCCCCCAACCUUCGCAAGCUGGACCCAGAGCUCCACUUGGAUAUCAAAGUGCUGCAGAGCGCUCUGGCUGCCAUCCGACACGCUCGCUGGUUUGAAGAGAACGCUUCUCAGUCCACGGUGAAAGUCUUAAUCCGAUUGCUGAAGGACUUGAGAAUCCGAUUCCCUGGCUUCGAACCCCUCACUCCAUGGAUCCUCGACCUUCUGGGACACUAUGCUGUGAUGAACAACCCUACCAGGCAGCCCUUGGCUCUCAACGUCGCGUACAGGCGCUGCCUUCAGAUCCUGGCAGCUGGGCUGUUCCUCCCUGGAUCUGUUGGGAUCACCGAUCCCUGCGAGAGUGGAAACUUCAGAGUCCAUACAGUCAUGACCCUCGAACAACAGGACAUGGUGUGUUACACGGCACAGACGCUCGUCCGAAUCCUCUCGCAUGGAGGUUACAGGAAGAUUCUUGGACAAGAGGGGGAUGCCAGCUACCUGGCCUCUGAAAUGUCCACUUGGGAUGGGGUGAUAGUCACCCCUUCAGAGAAGGCUUAUGAGAAGCCUCCAGAGAAGAAGGAAGGGGAGGAGGAAGAGGAGAAUCAAGAAGAAACAGCUGCAGGAGAGGAGGAGGAGAGCAUGGAGACUCAGGAGUGACCUGCCCAGGUUGACCCUCACCUGUAAAGCAUCCUGCUGGCCAAAGCACCUGAAGAAUCUCCUCUAGGUCCUCAACCAUCUGUCCCGUUGAACGACAUGAACAGUCCUUUGUAUUUUGUCUUGGUUUUUAUAGGUUGUUAAAAUGGUUCCUCCUUUUAA